AUGAUGCAUUUCUCCAAUUCUCGCCACCGACCUCUUCCACUCCCGUUUCCCCUUCCCUCUUCAGAACCAUUCUAUCCAGCUUCUACUGACAAAGUACUUCCUGUCAACGACCCUUUCUAUCCUGCUGAACGAUUCUCCACUCCUGAUCCAACAUCAAAUGGCUUAGUGCGUCGUAAAUCGAUAUUGAAAAUGCCCAAAAUGGACAUUACAUGGGAUGACAACGCUCAAACCCCAACGCCGACUCACACACCCUUCCAACCAGUUACACCUAAUUCUAACCCUAAGAAACUUCACAAGCAAUACAAACCCCAACCUCAACCGAUCAAGGGAGUUAGGUUCACGCCUUCUACUCAAGGUGAAGGGUUUCCUCAUGGAUUACCUACACCCGAUCCAACGCCAGAGAAGGGAAAGGAAAUAAAAGCGAAGAAGAAACCAUCCUGGAUUCAUUGGCCGUUCACUUCCAACAACCAAAACACCAGUGGAUCUUAUAGAGAUAUAUCGAAGGAAGAGAGAUUACCUACUCUAAGGGAUACCCCAUCACCGACUGGAUCAGAUCGUUCAUGGCAUCAUCAUUCUUCCUACUUUCCUGACUAUACACCGAUAUAUCCCAAACCACCUUCCACCAUCACUCCAAGCUUGUACCCGCUUACCGCGGCGGACUUGCAAGCUCAAGAACAUUCGAGAAGAGUAGGUCAUUCAGUGGUAGUUCAUUAUCCGAUGUUACCAUCUUGGAACGAAUACAGUGGUGGACAACAAGAUAAAGCCAAGGACGGUUGGCAAUCUUCUACGAACGGGUUGAUGAAUGGGUGGAAUGGGUAUGGAUGGAUGGGUGAUAAUCUCCCGAAAGCUGGGGAGUUGACAUUUGGUAAGCCUGCGCCGGCAGGUGAACCACUUGAAGGAGCCAAGAAGAAGAAAAAGAAGAAGAAGAAGAAAGGUGGACAAGGAGGAGGAGGUGGUGGUGGUGGUGGUGGUGGUGGUGGUGGUGGAGCAGGUGAAGAAGGAGGGGACGAUGAUGAAGGAGGUGAUGAAGGUGAAGGAGGUGAUGAAGAAGGUGGAUAG
Messenger RNA from Kwoniella botswanensis, 1059 nucleotides. RefSeq lists its product as uncharacterized. NCBI's taxonomy places the organism in Eukaryota, Fungi, Basidiomycota, Tremellomycetes, Tremellales, Cryptococcaceae. The transcript has a single exon. Bases 1 to 1059 code for a protein of 352 amino acids. The record is from RefSeq and is a predicted model, not a curated record.